Lachancea thermotolerans CBS 6340 is the source of this 690-nucleotide messenger RNA. It is a transcript of the gene EFM4, whose product is annotated as Efm4p. The coding region runs from base 1 to 690 and encodes 229 amino acids. Gene Ontology annotation, biological process: peptidyl-lysine dimethylation; peptidyl-lysine monomethylation. Gene Ontology annotation, cellular component: cytoplasm. The record is from RefSeq and is a predicted model, not a curated record. NCBI's taxonomy places the organism in Eukaryota, Fungi, Ascomycota, Saccharomycetes, Saccharomycetales, Saccharomycetaceae. Gene Ontology annotation, molecular function: protein-lysine N-methyltransferase activity. The transcript has a single exon.
AUGGAGGACACCUCGAAAUUGAACACGUCAAAGCUCGGAACUAAAGAGUACUGGGAUGAUUUUUACGCACUCGAAAACUCUAAUUUCAAAGAGAAUCCUGGAGACACGGGCGAGUGUUGGUUUGCCGACAACGAUGCAGAGGAAAAGAUGAUUGAGUUCCUAAUGGACAAUCUAGACCAGCAGAAUAUACACAGGGAUUGCUCCAUGAUCGACUUAGGUACCGGGAACGGCCACUUGCUAUUCCAGUUGCAUGAAGAGGGUUUCAAUGGGCCAAUGAUGGGCGUCGACUAUUCCGAAAAAUCGGUUCAGUUUGCUAGAGAGAUAUCGGAGUCACAGUUUCCUGGCUAUGAGAACAUCAAAUUCGAGGCUGCAGACAUCUUUGACCCUAACUGGGAAUGCUCCGCUUACGACGUCGUUCUUGACAAGGGAACGCUGGACGCGAUCGCUCUGAGUGGCAUUAAACUGGACGGAGACAGGUCGGUCGUCGAUGUCUACCCCAAAGUUGUAGAGAAGCUCUUGAAAAAAGACAGCGUUUUUCUGAUAACCUCCUGUAACUUCACGCAAGAAGAGCUGAUACGCAUUGUGGAGUCCGACAGUUUAAAGGUAUGGAAAACCAUUGAUUAUCCAGUUUUCGAGUUCGGGGGCGUUAAAGGCACCACCAUAUGUAGCAUAGCGUUUGUGAAGAGAUGA